AUGCAAUUCAAGAUCGCCUCCGUCCUCGCUCUUGCAGCCUCCGUCUCUGCCUUCAGCAAUGUCACCUACACCACCGAGGUCGUCACUGCUUUGACCACCGUCUGCCCCGAGGCCACUCAGUUGACCUACAACGGCCAGACCUACACCAUCACUGAGUCCACCACUCUGACCAUCACCAACUGCCCCUGCACCAUCAGCAAGCCAGUCUACACCACCAGCUCAGUGUACUGCAACACCUGCGCUGUCCCAACCUCUGCCCCUGCUGCCCCUGUCUACGUUAACAGCACCACCCCCGCUGUUCCCGCUGCCCCAUCCACCUCCGCCCCUGCUGGAACCAUCAGCGCCACCGUCAAGCCCUCCCCCUCCGCCUCCGCCUCCAUCGUCCCAGCUUCCGGUGCCAACAAGGUCGCCAUGUCCGGUGCUGGCCUUGCUGGUCUCCUCGGUCUCGCUGCUUUCCUCCUCUAAGCGGAUCACCUCCUGUCGCGAAUCCGAUAAGUCACGAACGUACGAUUUCUCCCUUUGCAG
Messenger RNA from Amorphotheca resinae ATCC 22711, 525 nucleotides. RefSeq lists its product as hypothetical. The record is from RefSeq and is a predicted model, not a curated record. The coding region runs from base 1 to 465 and encodes 154 amino acids. Gene Ontology annotation, biological process: fungal-type cell wall organization. Lineage: Eukaryota; Fungi; Ascomycota; Leotiomycetes; Helotiales; Amorphothecaceae. Gene Ontology annotation, cellular component: fungal-type cell wall. The transcript has 3 exons. Gene Ontology annotation, molecular function: structural constituent of cell wall.